UCUGGAGGGACUACGGUAGGAAUUUCUGGAGAAAUUCUGAGAGGAAUUUCUGGAGGAAUAUCUCGAGGAAUCUUUAGAGGAAUUAUUGGAGAAAUUUCAAGGAGGUAUUUCUGGAGGAAUCUCCGGAGGAGUUGAAUGAGGGAUCUCCGGAAUAUUUUUUGGAGGGAUCUCCGGAGGAAUUCCUGGAGGAAUCUUCGGAAAAGUACCUGGAGGAAACUUUGGAAGAGUUCCUGAAAAAAUCAUCAAAGAUAAUCCGGAGGAAUCCCCAAAGAAAUUCCUGAAGGAAUCCUCAGAGGAAUUCCUGAAAAAAUUGGUGGAGAUAAUCCGGGAGGAAUUUUCGGAGGAAUUCCUGGAGGAAUCCUCGGAGGAAUUCCUUGAGGAAUCAUCGGAGAAAUUUCUGGAGGAAUCCUCGCAGGAAUUCCGGGAGGAAUUUCUGGAGGAAUCUUCGAAGAAACCUCCGGAGGAUUUUUAGGAGGAUCUUUUGGAGCAAUCUCCGGAAGGUUCCUGCAAGAGAGGAGUUCCUGCAGAAAUCUCCAGAGAAAUUUAUGCAGGAAUCUUUGGAGGACUUAUUGGAGAAAUCUCAGGAGGAAUUUCUGGAGAAAUGUCCGGAGGAGUAGGAAUCAACAGAGGAAUUCCUGGAGGAAUCUUUGGAGGAAUUAUUGGAGAAAUCUUAGAAUGCAUUCUUGUAGAAGUCCUAGAAGGAACUCUUGGAAUGAUCCCGGAAGGAAUUUCUGCGGGAAUCUCUGAAUAAAUAUCUGAGUGAACCCCGAAAAAAAAUACUACAGAAAUCUAUCAUGGAGGAAAAUGAAAAUCUCAGAGACAUUUUAAGACAAUCCCCGGCGAACUCCUGGUGGAGUUCUAGUUGUACUUUAAUGAGGAAAUCGGUAGUGCUACAAAUCAAACACAGUCACUAUUUGUACAACAACUUUAUUCCACGUUCCGAACCGCGACGCGGCGAUCAACUCACUGGCCCUCCAGUCCAGUACACACUUAAAUCUAUUUCGAUUAAACAGGGCAAUUCAUUGAAAGGGAGGGACACUUUUAUAAUAAUACAACAUCUUCCCUUUUUCAUAUAUAGAAAAAACAAUGAUAAUUAUUUCGAAUUCACAACAUAAUCUUUGAGUCUCUCUGGCAAUCGAGACUCUCGUUUGGGGCGACUUGUUCUUCCGGAUGCUUCCAUUUUAGGUGUUGUUGCUUUCGAAGGUUCGGUUUCUUCACGUUGAGUGUUCCGCGGCAUCGUUCCACCGACAGAUGCUUGAUUGUCCGCUUCCGUACAAAUCACCAGCGUUGGUUGCAAGGCUUCUUCCUGUUCUUCUGGAUAGGUAUUCUUUGACGGUUCCGUCACUUGUUCCGGAGUGGCAACUGGUAGACUACGUUCUUUAACAUUCACGGCAUCGCGACGAUAAUUGCUUCCAUCUACGUUCACUACGUAGGAUCGAUUCGAGAGCUUAUCACCAAUGAUACCGGGUGUCCAAGUUUUGGAAGACUCUGGCCGUAGCUGGACGUAUACUGGCGAUCCUAUCUCCAAGCUGGGCAGUUGCUUCGAAUGUCUCUCGUAAUAGUAUUUCACUUUUUGUCGGUUCUUCACGAUAGAUUCUGGAACGUUUUCCACCACUCGCUGCAUCAAAUUGGUAACCGGAAUAGGGACAUCACAACGGAUACUACGCGAGAACAGUCUGGAGGCUGGACUGCUUCCGAUGUUGUUUGUGUUGUUACUGUGUCAACCAUCGGUAAAAUUUUUUGGCCACGUUCUCACGGAUCAGGGUCUCCAAGUGGAUGAAGCAAAGGUGACGGCUAUUAAGAACUAUCCUACCCCUUCCAAUCGUAAAGAUUUGCUUCGCUUCAUAGGAAUGAUCAACUACCUUAGCCGUUUUGUGCCAAACCUGAGCACAAGACUCCAUGUGCUUCUUCGACUGGUUUCAGACAAAGUUUAAUGGUGUUGGGGGGCGACUGAACAAGCCGAGUUCGACAAUGUAAAACUACUCCUGUCCAAUGUCAAAACCUUGCAGUACUACGAUGUCAAAAGUCCCUUGACAAUUGAAUGCGAUGCCAGUUCGUUUGGUCUUGGGGUUGCCGUUUAUCAACAGAACGGGAUUAUUGGCUAUGCGUCUCGAACUUUGUCCCAAACGGAAAAGAAUUAUGCACAAAUUGAAAAAGAGCUGCUGGCGGUCCUUUUCGCAUGUCAACGGUUCGAUCAGAUCAUUAUCGGGAAUCCCAGAACAGUUAUCAAAACAGACCACAAACCAUUGAUAAACGUUUUCAAGAAACCGCUGGUGAAGGCCCCAAGACGGCUUCAGCAUAUGCUUUUAAAUUUGCAAAGAUAUAACUUCCAGCUGCAGUUUGUGACAGGAAAGGACAAUGUUUUGGCUGACGCCAUUUCCCGGGCACCAGAAGAAUUAACUACCGAUUCAUUCAACUAUCGAAAAGAGAACAUCUACAGAGUAUUUGGAGAGGUAGAAGAUAUUCAUCUGCGAGACUUCCUGAGUGUUUCAGACGACCGAAUCAAUCAGAUUAUCGAACACACUGCCAUCGAUCAAGCACUGCAAACCGUCAUCAGCUACAUCAGGCAAGGUUGGCCUGAUAGAAUUGCUGCAGUCCCAGCUCAAGUGAAGCCGUACUUCAAACAUCGUCAUGAACUCUCUUCACAAUCGGGAUUGGUUUUCCGAGGAGAUAGAAUUGUGAUUCCUUCGUCGCUACAUCGCAUCAUGAUCGAGAAGUUACAUGCUACUCACUCCGGAAUCGAAUCAACCCUCAGACUAGCUAGACAGAACAUAUUUUGGCCUGGAAUGAAUCGGCAGAUAAAGGACAACGUGCAAGAGUGCACCAUUUGUGCAAAAUUUGGAGCAUCUCAGCCUACCCCUACCAUGAAGAGUCAUGCUGUUCCGAUACAUCCUUUUCAACUUGUCUCCAUGGAUGUGUUUUUCCAAGAGUACCGAGGAAAACAGAGAAAGUUUUUAGUAACGGUUGACCAUUAUUCAGAUUACUUCGAGCUCGAUAUUUUGGAUGACCUGACUCCUGCCUCAGUAAUAAAGGUGUGCAAGCGCAACUUUGCAUGCCAUGGAACUCCACAGUUGUUGAUUACGGACAAUGCAACAAAUUUCGUAUGCGAGGAGAUGAACGAGUUUGCGAAAGCGUGGGGUUUUAAACACUCUACAUCGGCGCCCUAUCACCAACAAGGAAACGGCAAAGCAGAAGCUAGUGUGAAGAUCGCUAAGCGAUUAAUAAAGAAGGCUAAGGAAUCCGGUCAGGACUUGUGGUUCGUGUUGCAGCAGUGGCGUAAUAUCCCAAACAACAUCGGAAGCAGUCCAGCCUCCAGACUGUUCUCGCGUAGUAUCCGUUGUGGUGUCCCUAUUCCGGUUACCAAUUUGAUGCAGCGAGUGGUGGAAAACGUUCCAGAAUCUAUCGUGAAGAACCGACAAAAAGUGAAAUACUAUUACGACAGACAUUCGAAGCAACUGCCCAGCUUGGAGAUAGGAUCGCCAGUAUACGUCCAGCUACGGCCACUACUACGAACGACGCCAUUUUGCCGCAACAGAAUAAAACGUCCCGCGGGGACCAGCCAAACUUCCAAACACCGAAUAUCGAAGGAAUUUGCACUUAAAACGUGGAUUGAAUAACCGGAAUUUCUGACACCAUGUUCUAGUUGUACUUUAAUGAGGAAAUCGGUAGUGCUACAAAUCAAACACAGUCACUAUUUGUACAACAACUUUAUUCCACGUUUCGAACCGCGACGCGGCGAUCAACUCACUGGCCCUCCAGUCCAGUACACACUUAAAUCUAUUUCGAUUAAACAGGGCAAUUCAUUGAAAGGGAGGGACACUUUUAUAAUAAUACAACACACCUGGAAGAAUUUUUGUGCGAAAUCUCAAAUAAAAACCUUCGUCCGGAAUGCCAGAAGAUUCAUCACAAAGAAUCCUUCGUGGAUCUUCAUUCAAUUCUCUGUGAAGCUUUGUCCCAGCCCAAGUAACAUUCUCAGAGCUCAUUAGAUUUAUUUUUGUUUUAUUAGUUUUAUAAUGGCCAUAGAUACAGUCAGGUCUUUUUUUACGCGGUUUUGAUUUACGCGGCCGCGUAAAAAAAAAACUCCAUACAAAAAAAAAAUCAUCGUCUUAUUUUUGCAUGAUUCGUCGAGAAAUGGUGAGACUUUUUUUACGCGGUUUUUUGAAUUUUGAACUGAGUUUUUUUUUACGCGGUACGUAUCCCCCGCGUAAAAAAAAACCUGACUGUAAUGCCAUCGGUUGAAGUUUUAUUAAACACUAGAAGCGUUUCAUAGAGCAUCAAUAACAUUACUACAAAACUUAUCAACACUGCAACCUAUUUGGUUUAUGAAAAGCUUUAUAACAGUCAUCAAAAGUACUAUAAAAUAAUCAAUUAUAGAGUAAUCACUGCGUGUAUACCAUGGCAGCAGAUGCACUAUGUCAUUUUAAGUGGCCAAAACUUAAAGCAAUCCUAAUCACGGCUUAAAUUAUUUAUUAUUUUUAAUAUUCUUUGAUUCAUAAUUCAUUGUUCUCAAAACUUAACACUGAAAACAUAUUCUUUCAACAAAAUAAAAAUAAUUGUAAUAUUUUCACACAUUCCAUAAUUUGUUUUGGCCAACCUAAGUCGACCAUUGUGAAAUCGUCCCCUUAAUGCUAGAACUAGGUAAAUCGAAAUUUGUCGUUUUUGAGUUGAAUAUACCAUUAUAUCCAGCUUUUUAAGCUCUAUUAUACAUAUAUCCAAAGACCAAUGAAAUAUGAUUAUAAACGACGAAAAUAUUCACCAGUUUCAAAACUAGGUAUCUCAGUGUAGAAUACAAGAACUGAGUGCUAUAACUAGGUAACUGAGAAAAUCAUAUCUAUUUCCAAUCGCACAGGUUGAAAUCUAUCGAACGCUUGGACGUGGAAAUGUUACUACACGAAAAAUAUUUUAAUUAUUUCAUUCAUUACAAUUACCUUUUACAAUUUAAAACGCUGAACCUAAUAACAGUCAUAAACCCACCUAAUAUCAGUUAUUAUGAUACCACAAUAUUGCUAUAAGUCAAACUUAUACUUUUCAUAUGUUUUGGAUAAUGAACAAAAAGUAUAAGGUUUAACUUAUACUUUGAAUAAGUUUUCAGAUUGAAUAUUUCCCGCCGAAAAUCGCCCAUGGAAUCGCCUGAACAGCAAACAAAAAGAGUGAGUAUUUUAAAGAUUAUUUUACUUUAGAAAAACCAAAGUUCGUCUCUCAUAUUGUAGCAUCGUAUAGUGGCAGCUGCCGAAAGUCCUUUGCAGGCCACGACUCGCGGUCCAGGUCUUGUUCGAGGAGAUGCCGCCAUCCGAGAAGUUCCUUUAAUUCAACUAGACGCAGCAGAAGCCGCAGCGGCAGCUCGGGAAAAUCACCAUCGAAAUUCCGAAACCGCUCAGGAUCGCUAGUCGCCAGAAACACGAUGUGCUCCGCGACUUUGAAGAGGAAGGAAUGACCCGGAAGAUAACAAAGUCGAAGAGGAAGGACAGAGAUAACCGCAAACCAGUGCAAUUUACGGCACGGGAGAUUCGAAGGAUGGAGGAUGAGGACGGAUUAGGUGGGUAAGAUUUUCUGUGAUAUUUGAUGAAACAAAAUAAUAACGAUGAAUUUCUCAUUUUCAGUUGCAGUUCCGAGGUGAUGUUGGCACGCAAAACGGAUGCAAAGGCAAACUUCUCAAGCGAUACGACACCGGCUUGAAGUAACAAAUGCGCCACCCCACAUAGGAGGACUGACCGCUGAACAAGGAAAAUGUCCCGGUCACCUAGAAAAUUGCAAUCUUUCAACACGCAAAGUUAUUAAAAAUUAAAAUUAGUUAAUAAACUAGAUAUGUAUUUAUGAUAAAACUUGUUUUUAAUCAUGUCUACUUGAAGAAAAAACAGUAAGAAAUUCAAAAUAUAUGGUAGUAGGUUUUAUUAAUUGUUCCACAUACAUAGCAUUAAUAACUGUUAUAGCAAUCAUGAGCGUUACUGAUUGAUUGUAUUAGGUUAAACUUAUACAUCUCAUAUCUUGUAGCUUAUGCUAUACAUUACAUUCAGCUAUAUGGUUUAUUAGAAAAACGAAAUGGCAAAAAUGUAUAACAUUUUCUUAUACAUUCAAUAAGGAUUUUUCUUUUCGUGUAGUCAUUGUUCCGUACGGAACGAGACUAGUUAACGAGAACUAAUCAAUCGCCCAACCCAGCCACUGCCAUCGACAUAAUGCGAAAUACUUACCGAUUUGCCGCCCCCAACACGACCCACCCUUGCUACGUCAUUGAGAACGUGAGUACCGACAGCCACCAUGAGUACCCGCAGUGAGCGCAAAUGACAGGUUCUCGCCGUCGUCGCCGUUCCCGAAGUGUGGUGACUUACGCGAAACUCACCACGACAGCCAGAGCUAUGACGAUGAGAGCCAUCGAGAGAGUUCCACCCGCGUCUGGAACCAGCGUGGCGAUAUUGCGCGAACAUUCCAGAAGGCGGGUGCGCACAUAUAAAUAUGCGAAUGGUUCGCCCGCAACUUCAGUUAUGUUUCUACCGCCGCGUGAUAUACCUCGUUCGAGUGCAAAAGUAAAAGUGCUAAAUUCUAAGUAGUGUUAAGUAGUAGUGUAAGGUGCAUAAAAAUAAAGUAGUGAAUUAGUGAACCAGUGGUGUUGUGCCUUUCAAUCCGAAUUCCCGACAAGUGAUACAGUCCACCCCGACCCGACUGGAGUUGGCCCCGGAUACGCGCCAACAUAGUGGUCCUUCGAACCGGAUCCAGUGCCGCCCUCGCCGUAGGAAAGGAUACAACACCAUCAUCGCUGCCCGACACGUUUCCGUGGCUCCGUUGCCAGAACGUGCACCGACCGAAGAGAAGAUUAUUCGCUACUGCCGUCACCGCUUGUGAAAUGUUGCAUACCGACCACCGAUCGCCCGAAGAGUACUUUGCACCACAGUUCCGACCCGAAACGAAUUCGUAGCGUGUUUUGUCCGAAAGAGUUUCACCAUGUCGCAGGUACAAACGCCGAUGACCAGAUCAGCUACCAAGGCUGCAGCUGAAGCCGCGAAGCAGAAGCAGCAACUAAUCGACAACGCAACCAGCUGGGAGAUCAAUGCCGAUGCAGAGACGCUAAAGGAAGUAUCAUCACUGUCCCGUCAGUGUGAUCAGGUAAGCCUCAAGCUAGCACGAGUGCAAAGGGCACUUGCCACUGCCAAGCAUGAGGUGAGCCUCCCGCAACUCAAGACAUUCCUGAAGAAGGUGGAUGACGCGUACGCCGAAUUCAGUACAAUUCAUACGAAGCUGGUUGCCGUUAUCCCGGAUGAAGCUCCGACAGCAGGAGGAGAUUUACAUCACUUUCGAAGAACGAUACGACUACGUCCGCACAGUCAUCGAGGAGCUCAUGUUAGCACACGAGACGAACACCACCAAGGCUCAAACUCUGCAACCGCAGGUGAUCCUGCAGCAACAGCCAUUGAAGGUCCCGAUCCCCACUUUCGAUGGAUCGUACGCCAGCUGGCCAAAGUUUAAGGCUAUAUUCCAGGACCUGAUGGCUGGCUCGGGAGAUUCCGACGCCAUCAAGCUUUAUCACCUUGAUAAAGCGCUUGUUGGUGAAGCGGCUGGAGUUAUUGAUGCCAAGGUGAUGAGCGAAGGGAACUAUCAGCAAGCAUGGGCUAUCCUCACCGAACGAUACGAAAACGAAAGGAUCAUCGUGGAGACCCACAUCCGUGGACUGUUCGACAUCCAGAAAAUGGCUUCUGGAUCCUGCAAGGAGCUGCGACGACUUCACGAUGAAUGUGUCCGCCAUGUUGAGAGCCUGAAGUACCUUGAACAGGAGUUCCUUGGUAUUUCUGAUUUGUUUCUUGUCCACAUACUGGCUUCCGCGAUGGAUCAAGCGACAAGGAUGGCUUGGGAGGCCACCCAAAAGAAAGGUGAGUUGCCUACGUACGCACAGACCAUAUCGUUCCUCCAGGCAAGGUGCCAGAUGUUGGAAACUGUGAAAUAGCUUUUCCGACCGCCAACACCGAACAUGCAUCGAAACCAAAUUCAAGGAGAGAAAUUUCUACGAACGCAUCCGCCGUGAGAAUCUACACCUCUGCAUCCGAGCCGAGGAAGGACAUUUGCGACUUCUGCGAAGGUCUACAUCGUAACUACCAGUGCAACGUGAUUAGUGCAAUGCCGUUCGACAAGAGGAUCGAGAAAGUGCGAGCUUCUGGUGUUUGCUUCAACUGUCUCCGCAAGGGGCACAGUGUCAGAGAUUGCUCGUCAACAAAAUCGUGCCAGAAAUGCCAGAAGCGUCAUCACACUCAACUCCACAACGAAGAGGUUGAACAAGUGUCAAGCCCCAGCGUUCCAGUACCAGCACAGGAGACUUGCCCUGCAAUCGCUCAAAGUAUCGAAUCUACUGCAACUUCAACCCGAGAAUCAUCGAACAUUCCGCUUUCUUGCAACUUUGCCGAUUGUACGAAGACUGUGUUCCUGCUAACAGCUGUUGUGAACGUAUUGGACGCAAACAACCAAUCACAUCCCUGCCGCGUGCUGCUAGACAGUGGAUCCCAAGUUAACUUUGUCACAGCGGAUUUUGCGAGUCGCAUUGGAAGUACGAAACACCGUGUCAACAUCCCGAUCAGAGGAAUCAACGACGUACAAACCACUGCGUUCGACAAGGUAGUAGUGAAAUUCCGAUCCCGUGUCUCCGACUACGAAGCGCAGGUGCAGUGCCUCGUAACACCAAGCGUAACAGGAGUCAUCCCAGCAUCAAGAAUCGAUGUUUCAUCUUGGAGUAUUCCCUUCGGAGUUCAACUCGCCGACCCAGAGUUCUACAAACCGGAUAAGAUCAAGGGGGAGUCGCUGAGCACAUCUUUACUUGCGCCAAUUAUUUUCAGUGUGCCACCAGGUAUUGAAUUGUGCCUCAGUGUGCCCCGAAGUGCCACUGCUUGAUGAUUCAGAUUUUGCUUGGCAACUACCAAGACAACCAACUGUUUGUUUUCAUUUUGCAGGUCAAAUGCACAUGGUUGCCUAGUUUUUUUCACCCAAACUCAAGUGUCAAAAUUGUGCCUCAGAGUGCCUCGGUGUGCCACACAGCGUAUAAGACGGUGUUCUUGGCACCUCUUGGCACAAUGUUCCAAGCGACUAGCCCCUUGGAUAAGAUCGACAUGUUGCUUGGUGCCGAACUGUUUUUGAAAUUGCUACGCCCAGGUUACAUCAAACUUGAUGAUGAUUUCCCCGAGUUACGUGAGACUACACUAUGAUGGGUAGUAGCCGGAGUAUUCAAGGAAAGACUCAUCUCCAAGCGUGUUCACCAUUCGCACAUCGCAUUGGUGGACCACAACGAGAAGAUCAACCAGCGUUUCCGUAGCACCCAGGAGUUAUCCGGUCCAAGUUCAACAUCCAGUAUCCCACAGAAUGGGAGAUACUGCCGAGGAAUGCGAGAGGAUAAUCUAAAUCAAUCAACGCGUCGUGCCGUGUACCGCCCUACGAGUCAACUGCCAAUGUUCCAGUGCUUUGCUGCAGUGCGUGGACUGUGCAGGACAAACAAUGUCAAAUCCCGUCAUCUGCAAAGAUUUCAACGAUGAUGUUCAGGUGCAACCGGCCACCUGACCGCCUCCGAGUGCAGCAACCACCGAUUCCGACAGAUAUCAAGAACCAGUCCUCACCUUUGCAAAAUAAGCCGAUUGAAUCGCUUCGAACUUUGUGGAACCCCAACACCAACGACAUACGCAAUAGAGUUCAAACAUCGACCAAUGGACGACAGAGAAAUGACAAUCCAUCGCUCAGCCCAAGAGUAUUCCGACCCAAAGCAGACAACAUGCGCCACCGAUGGACUUCAAUCGCCUACGACAAGUCAGUACAACCAACAAUGAAAUCUGUUGAACUUCGUGUCAACCGGGGGGAGUAUGUUCCGUACGGAACGAGACUAGUUAACGAGAACUAAUCAAUCGCCCAACCCAGCCACUGCCAUCGACAUAAUGCGAAACACUUACCGAUUUGCAGCCCCCAACACGACCCACCCUUGCUACGUCAUUGAGAACGUGAGUACCGACAGCCACCGUGAGUACCCGCAAUGAGCGCAAAUGACAGGUUCUCGCCGUCGUCGCCGUUCCCGAAGUGUGGUGACUUACGCGAAACUCACCACGACAGCCAGAGCUAUGACGAUGAGAGCCAUCGAGAGAGUUCCACCCGCGUCUGGAACCAGCGUGGCGAUAUUGCGCGAACAUUCCAGAAGGCGGGUGCGCACAUAUAAAUAUGCGAAUGGAACGCCCGCAACUUCAGUUAUGUUUCUACCGCCGCGUGAUAUACCUCGUUCGAGUGCAAAAGUAAAAGUGCUAAAUUCUAAGUAGUGUUAAGUAGUAGUGUAAGGUGCAGAGAAAUAAAGUAGUGAAUUAGUGAACCAGUGGUGUUGUGCCUUUCAAUCCGAAUUCCCGACAAGUGAUACAGUCCACCCCGACCCGACCGGAGUUGGCCCCGGAUACACGUCAUUCUUUUGUUAGUUGAUUGAAAAUCUACUACUGUUUUACAUUUUAGGCCAAAAAAAUGGAAAAUAUUUUACUUGUAUUGAUAUAGCUAAAACUGUGAUUGUUCGUAGACGACUAUUUUAUGAACAUUUGAGGUGUCAUGUGGUGAUAUAGCAGGCAUCCUAGCAAAUUCAGUAAUUACACUUUAAUUUCAAUAUGUGAACCCUUUUAAAUUUGCAUACUGUAACAAGAAAAUUGAAAAGUAUGAUAUCAAUAGUGGUAAGAACUAGGUAUCUCAGUACAUCUUCUCCAUUAUUUAUGUUGCAUUUUGAGUGCUAUAACUAGGUAACUCGACAAUUUUUUAACUAUUUAUUGUUUUUAUCAAAAGUUUAAACCAAACUAGUUCAAAACUUUUCCUGUAGAGCGAUUCCAAGCAACAGCAUCAAAAUAAAGGAAAUUUUUUAAUUCAUGAUUUUCUAUUGAACUGAAACUUUGCACAGUUUUUCAGUUCCAUCUAAAUCGCCAUUUUUCGAUAUCAAAUUUUUAUUUUGAAUCACGACUAACUUUUCGAAAGGGUGUAUGUGAAAAUGGUUCAAUAAUAUUCAAAAAUCUGUACAGCCAAAAUGGUUCGUUCGAUUGCUAUGAAUUUUUCAGCAAAGUUAGAUAACUAAAUGGUGAUUCCUAUGAAAAUAUACACUGUGAAAAAAACAUCUUUUUUAACAUUAAAAAUAUCAUUUUUGUCACAAAAACUCAAAUAUCUCAAAACCCUAUCUUUUUACCAACGCAAUUUUUUUAGGGAAGACGGUCCAUUGUAUUAGCAAUCUACCAUAAAAAUUUGGUGAUGGUAAACUAAUAAACAAAAAAGUUAUAACAUUUCAAACAUUUCACAAUUUUCACAUUUGGUAAAUAUUUUUUUCUGUGUAAAUUAUUUCGGUCAGAAAUCGCAGUUUGAUGCUGAUUUUAUUGUUCAGCAAAGUUAGAUAACUAAAUGGUGAUUCCUAAGAAAAUAUACACUGUGAAAAAAAAUCUUUUUUAACAUUAAAAAAUAUCAUUUUUGUCACAAAAACUCAAAUAUUUCAAAACCCUAUCUUUUUACCAACGCAAUUUUUUUAGGGAAAACGGUCCAUUGUAUUAGCAAUCUACCAUAAAAAUUUGGUGAUGAUAAACUAAUAAACAAAAAAGUUAUGACAAUUCAAACAUUUCACAAUUUUCACAUUUAGUAAUAAUUUUUUUUUAUUCGGCCGGAAAUCGCAGCUUGAUGCUGAUUUUAUUGUUAAUGGCCUUGCGUGAGUAAAACAAGCUGUUUUUAUUAUGUAUUAUGUAUAUUAUAUGUACAGUAAUGUUCCGAUUUUAUCACGCCCUCCGCGCAUUAGUCGUUUAUUCAUUAUUUGCUGUUACAUUUGAGGACAAGUGUUUUCCCUCUUCUUCAAAAUGAAUGUUGAAAGCGUGUUUUGCAACGUUAAAAAUAUUGAAAUGGGUAUAGAUGUUGAAGUAUAUAUCAAAGCAUUUUUGAAAAGGGGCGUGAUUAAUUGUUUAAACUGAUGUCGCUGAUGGUACGGUGACAUGACUCUCUGCACUUAGCACUUCUGGCAAUUUCUCAGUUGUUGUCGUUUUCGAACUUCCUACGCCCUGCUUUACCGAUGAUAUACAGAUGGCUCGUUUGUCAAAGUCUAGACGGCAGGACGUGCAAAUGCGUAAAUUUGGAUUCAAUUUGGGCAUAACCAGUCUCUUUCAGAUUAUCUAUGGUGCUUUCGGUGAGAUUUCGUAACUCCUUUAAUAACUCCUUAUCUAUGGUGCUUUCGGUGAGAUUUCGUAACUCCUUUAAUAACUCCUUUGAUCAUUUUUUUUUUUCAUCAAACGGUCUACAAGAGAGAGUUGAGUUGAAGACCUUUGAGAAAGCGACUGUUCAUGUUGUUCGUUAGAUUAUAAUAAACAAAAUCACUUAUUAGUUUUAACUGACUAGUUUGGUGUUGUUUGCUUGGCUGAAGAAAAAAUUUACUAUUUAAUAUCCAUAGCGGUAGUAUUUUUUUUUUUGCUUUUUCGUGAGCAUUGUCAUGGUAUGUAUACAGACAAACAAACGUAACACUGACGAAAUUUUCAUUGACCACGCCUUUAACGAUCAUUUUGAAUCUUGGUUGUGGCUUUCAUAACCAGAAGAGUGCCCAUCAUUUUUCUUUGCGUUUGACGUUUCACACUAGCGCCUUCUGAUGACGAUAUUGCACAUCGCAGUAUUUCGUGAAACAUUUCCACCAGGUGGGGGUAGUGUGAACUGGGCGAUGGAUUUUCACGUGGUAGGUAACUCUCAUGCAUUUGUUGUUGUUGAAGUUACUCGCAUUCUUCCGAUCAUAAAGUCUGUUCUCUAAGAGGUAUUUUUUUGAAGAUAAACUAGACGUAUACGCGUAUAUAAAACUUUUAUUAUACAGCUUUUGUCUUAAAAAUAAGUUUAAUUCCAUUUUUCUUAUAAUCAACAGCUUUUCAACACUAUCAAGGGAUUUUUUCACCAGUCACGUACAAUAAAAAGUAUGACACUCUCAAUAUUUUUGAUCAAAACACUGGAUCGCGUCUCAGUUUCAAAUAGGUAUUGUCUAUCCGGUUGGAAUCAAGACCGACAUUCAAUCAAAAAUUGCCAUUUUCUUGGUCCACAAGUGUCGCAACUGUUUCGCAUCUAGUGCGCUGUGUUGCUGACAACAACGGGAAGGAUGCGCACUACUUUUGACAUGAUUUAAAAACGUCGCGAGUUGGGUCGCGUCGCGACUUGAUUGUGCGAAGUCCGGUUUGGUGGCGGCCCGACAAUACUAUAGAAAUUAUGAAUAAUCAAACAAAAGUAUCAUGAAAACAACUUGUUUAAUUCAGGCGGUAGCCUUUACAAUAAAAUCAGCAUCAAAAAAUAAUUCUCAAAAUAAUAUACACAGAAAAAAAAAUUUUUUUGUUACUAAAUGUAAAAAUUGUGAAAUGUUUGAAAUGUCAUAACUUUUUUGUUUAUCAGUUUACCAUCACCAAAAUUUUAUGGUAGAUAGCUGAUAUAAAGGGCCAUUUCCCCUAAAAAAUUAACGUUGGUAAAAAGAUAGGGUUUUGAGAUAUUUGAGUUUUUGUGACAAAAAUCAUAUUUUUUUAAGUAAAAAAAUAAAUUUUUUACAGUGUAUAUUUUCUAAGGAAUCAUCAUUUAGUUAUCUAACUUUGCUGAAAAAUUCAUAACAAUCGAAAAAUCCGUUUUUGCUGUACAGCUUUUAGAAUAUUUUUGAGCUGUUUUAGCAUACACCCUUCUGAAAAGUUAGUCGUGAAUGAAUAUGAAGGUUUGAUAUCGAAAAAUGACGAUUUAGAUGAAAUUGAAAAACUGUGCAAAGUUUCAGAUAUUUUUGAAAUGGUCGCUCAGGAUCGACUGACAUGACUCCGUGGAAUUCCUCUGUAGCAGAAAGAGUAGAAGCUGAAUGAGCAAUACAUGCGAAAAAUAAUCAUUUUCAAGGCUCCAUACCUUUGGAACAACUGCAUGAAAAAUUGUCAAAUUUUCAAAGUCGUUUUUCUCGAAACUAUGAUUUUCGAGUUACCUAGUUCUAGCAUUAAGGGGACGAAAUGCUGUUCAUGAUCUAUCAGAGCGCCUUCUCGUAAAGAGUAGCGAAAUCCAUCAAUGGAUUUAUUGGCAGCUUAACAUGGUAACGUCACGUCCAAUUGCACCUAUUGCGGCAAUAAUGAAGAUACAUUGGACUUAUUGUCGAACGUUGUCUUUUUACUACGAAGCAGCUGCUGCCAUAUUAAAAUUCAACGCUUUUACUCAGCGCAAAUUCGAAAGAAAUGGCAAAAUUGUGCAUACCUUCAUGAUGUGACGCAUCUUGGGAGAAGUAGAACUGUGUCCGCAAAGUCAUUUUUAGGGGCACUUUAGUUUCACUCUGUAUCCACAUUAUUUCCGUAAACUGCACUGUUUACAAGGCGCGUUAAUUAUAUGCGCCUAUAAUUGCUAAAUUUGCGGUAAAACUACGAUCGCACAUAAUUAUUUGAUGCCACAAUCGUCACAAAGUCACACAUUACUAAGGGUGUGAACCAUUUCGCUUGUUCGUUGAACUUUUAGUUAAAAUCUGACACUUGGAUAGUUAUUUUGAAAAUAACCCUACUCGCGAGCAGGGUUAGUCUUGACAGUUCGAUAGUUAUUUUUUGUUCGCAAUGAUUUGGCUGCGUACUGUAUUUUGUUCCAAAUAACUACUCCUAUGUCAAAUUUCAAAUGGGCUACCGUCGUGGUUAUUUUUUAACUUUUCGAUGGCAAAUAACUAUCCAAGUGUCAAAUUUUAACUAAAAGUUAAACGAACAAGCGAAAUGGUUCACACCCUAAGCAUCAAUUUCAAUUUCAAUUCCAUUAUGUUUUACGACCACGGCAAUAGUUUGUUUACCUUUUCCAGCCCGGAUGAAAGAGAAACUGGAUGUCAAAAUUUUUCGAGCAGAAAUGAACAACAUGAUUGUUUUAUUGCGAACUUAUUGUUGCUCUUAAUGUCGAUUUGUAAGCCUCUAUAAUUGUGGUCCACUUGGUUGGAAUGCGUUCUUAUAGCGGUUAUCAGAAGGUUGUGAUGGAUUGGUUGGUUUUAUUAGCAGUUUUAUAAAAUUUGUCACGAAAACCGCUUAACACGCUAAGAUCAGUUUACCCAUAAAUAGGUAAUUUAUUUACCCAUAUAUGAGUUUUAUAUGCAUUACCUAUAUUAUGGGUAAAAUAUACUAAGAAAAAACAGUAAAGUCUACUCAUAUUAUGUGAAAACAGAGAUUACCUAAAUUUGGGUAAAGUGAUUUACCCAUAUUUGGAUGAAAAAUAUUCCUUGUUGGCAACAUCGCGAUAGAAAAAAAAGAGUGACUACUGCCGACUCCACUAAUUUUCAAGUUUUCUAUCGAUAGACGAUCGUGCUCAAUAGCGAAUAGUGAAAAAAAUACGUUGCGGACUCAGGAAUAUAUUCUUGACAAAACCAUCAGCUUUCUCAGCGCAGGGAAAUUGGCAUAGGAAUAUUUGAACCGACGGAAGUGUUGUCAAUAUAUGGGAAGGCAAAUCAUCUAUGUCCAAGUCUAUGUCUCUUCCACACAAGAGGAGUUUCAGUAUGUGGCCACAAAUAGCGACAAGUAUGCCGAGAAUCCGUUGAAGAAUCCGUGAUAAGUUGGAACCUAGUGAGAAAAAGGAAAGGCUUCUACGACGAAACUGAGCAAUGUGGUUGAGGGGAGAAACUAUCUGGAAGUCGAGCUGGAAGUACCGCCGGAAAGAAGCAGGCGAAAUCAACAGAUGACGGUGGAACCGUGGAACUUCGAGGCAUUACAUCGGACCAAGCAUCGGACCGGAAUGUGCCAGCUAUUGCUUUGAAAGUUAUUGAACGUCAUAGGGUGGGGCACAGUUAGUGGCACUGGUAUCCAAUUAUAUGUUGAAUAAAUUAAGUGAUUUUUACCGU
Aedes albopictus (Asian tiger mosquito) is the source of this 15793-nucleotide messenger RNA. RefSeq lists its product as uncharacterized. The coding region runs from base 2301 to 3617 and encodes 438 amino acids. The transcript is spliced from 2 exons. Gene Ontology annotation, molecular function: nucleic acid binding. Lineage: Eukaryota; Metazoa; Arthropoda; Insecta; Diptera; Culicidae. Gene Ontology annotation, biological process: DNA integration. The record is from RefSeq and is a predicted model, not a curated record.